Messenger RNA from Heterocephalus glaber (naked mole-rat), 6083 nucleotides. NCBI's taxonomy places the organism in Eukaryota, Metazoa, Chordata, Mammalia, Rodentia, Bathyergidae. The record is from RefSeq and is a predicted model, not a curated record.
AUGGACUCCCCUCCAGGAGGCUUCCUGUCAGCACCAGGGGACCUGCGUGUGUCUGCUGCAGACUCUGCCUUGGGCUCGGCCUUGGCCCCCACACACAUCACCUCCCCAGGGCUGCCGUCCCUGGGGGUCGGGAUAGAAACACAGCUGAAUCACUUGCUGCAGCCGCUCGUCCCUGACGACAGCCUCAUCUCCAAGUCUCGCCACCUGCUGAUGCUUUUGACUGAGCAGCGGGAGGCCACGGUGUCCCAGGCCCAGUGGGAGCAGCAGCAGCUGUAUUCUGACCCCAUGGUCAUGGAGGGGACAAAAGCCUAUGGCAAGCACAGAAGAGCCAGAGUGGAAGAUCCAGAGCCCGGGUGGAACCCCAGCAAAGAGGCCAAGCCUGCAGAAUCAGCCAGUUAUAGGGAGAGUGAUGAUGAGCUAGUGGAGCUCCAAAACCUUGGAAUUAAUCUAGCAAACAUUGGAUUCAGCACUCUGACCAUGGAAUCUGACAAGUUCAUUUGUGUUUGAGAGAAAAUCGGAGAGCAGUCACAGGUGGUAAUUAUUGACAUGAGCAACCCAGUGGCACCCAUCAGACGUCCUAUCUCUGCAGAGAGUACCAUCAUGAACCCAGCCUCUAAGGUGAUAGCUCUAAAAGCUGAGAAGACACUUCAAAUCUUUAAUAUUGAGAUGAAGAGUAAAAUGAAGGCUUAUACUAUGGCAGAAGAGGUGAUUUUCUGGAAGUGGAUCUCUGUGGACAUUGUUGCCUUGGUGACGGAUACCACAGGCUACCACUGGAGCAUGGAAGGUGACUCCCAGCCCAUAAAGAUGUUUGAUAGACAUGCCAGUCUGGCUGGUUAUCAGAUGAUCCACUACCGAACUGAUGCGUACCAGAAGUGGCUGCUUCUAAUUGGCAUCUCUGCUCAGCAAAACCAUGUGGUUGGGGCAAUGCAGCUCUACUCUGUGGAGAGGAAAGUCUCAUAGCCCAUAGAGGGCCAUGCUGCUGCUUUUGCAGAGUUCAAGAUCGAGGGGAAUCAUCAGCCGUCCACCCUUUUCUGCUUUGCUGUCCGCAGUCCUACAGGAGGCAAGAUUGAAGUUAAACUUGGUGUUAUCUACUUGAUCACAAAGUAUGGCUACCUUCAUAUAUAUGACCUAGAGUCUGGCAUGUGCAUCUACAUGAACCGUAUCAGUGCUGACACAAUCUUUGUAUCUGCUCCCCAUGAACCUACCUCUGGGAUUAUUGUUGUCAACAAAAAAGAACAGGUGCUGUCAGUUUGUGUUGAAGAAGAGAAUAUUGUGAACUAUGCAACCAGUGUGCUUCAGAAUCUAGACCUGGGUUUGCGCUUGGCUGUUUGUGGUAACCUGCCUGGGGCAGAGGAAUUGUUUGUGAGGAAAUUCAGUACUCUGUUUGCACAGGGCAGCUAUGCUGAAGCUGCUAAAGCAGCAGCAUCUGCACCAAAGGGAAUUCUGCGUACCAGUGACACGAUCCAGCAGUUCCAGAGUAUACCUGCCCAAUCAGGCCAAGCCUCUCCUUUGAUCCUGUACUUUGGAAUCCUGCUUGACCAGGGUCAGCUUAAUAAACUUGAAUUCUUAGAGCUUUGCCGGCCUGUUCUUCAGCAGGGACGAAAGCAACUCUUAGAAAAAUGGUUGAAAGAAGAUAAGCUGCAGUGUUCAGAGGAGCUGGGAGAUUUGGUCAAAACUUCUGACCCUACACUCGCUCUGAGUGUGUACCUUCGAGCAGAUGUGCCAAGCAAAGUUAUCCAGUGUUUUGCAGAAACUGGCCAAUUCCAGAAAAUUGUGCUCUAUGCCACAAAGGUUGGUUAUACCCCAGACUGGAUAUUUUUGCUGAGAAGUGUGAUGAGGAUCAGUCCCAAACAGGGUCUGCAGUUUUCCCAAAUGCUGGUGCAGGAUGAGGAACCAUUGGCCAGCAUAAAUCAGAUUGUGGACAUUUUCAUGGAAAACAGUUUAAUUCAGCAAUGUACUUCCUUCUUGUUGGAUGUCUUGAAGAAUAAUCACCCAGCUGAGGGGCAUCUCCAGACUCGGCUGUUAGAGAUGAAUCUGAUCCAUGCACCCCAGGUUGCAGAUGCCAUCUUUGGAAAUCAGAUGUUUACACAUUAUGAUCAGGCCCACAUUGCCCAGCUCUGUGAGAAGGCGGGUCUCCUACAGCGGGCAUUGGAGCACUACCCUGACCUCUAUGACAUCAAGAGGGCUAUGGUCCAUACUCACCUCCUCAAUCCUGAGUGGCUUGUCAACUUCUUUGGCUCCUUGUCAGUGGAGGACUCUCUGGAAUGUUUGCGUGCCGUGCUGUCUGCUAACAUCAGACAGAAUCUUCAGCUGUGUGUGUAAGUGGCCUCCAAGUACCAUGAGCAGCUGGGCACAGGGUCCCUAGUGGAGCUCUUUGAAUCUUUCAAGAGUUAUGAAGGCCUCUUCUACUUCCUGGGCUCAAUUGUGAACUUCAGCCAAGACCCAGAUGUGCAUCUGAAGUACAUUCAGGCUGCCUACAAGAUAGGACAAAUCAAAGAGGUGGAGGGGAUAUGUCGUGAGAGCAGCUGCUAUAUCCCAGAACGGGUGAAGAACUUCCUGAAGGAGGUCAAGCUCACAGACCAGCUGCCCCUCAUCAUUGUGUGUGAUCGCUUUAACUUUGUCCAUGGUCUUGUCCUCUAUUUAUACUGCAACAACCUGCAAAAGUACAUUGAGAUUUAUGUUCAGAAGGUUAACCCUAGCCGGCUCCCAGCUGUGGUUGGAGGGCUGCUUGACGUGGAUUGUCCUGAAGAAGUAAUUAAAAGCCUAAUCAUUAUGGUAAGAGGACAGUUCUCUACUGACGAGCUGGUGGCUGAAGUAGAAAAAAGAAACAGGCUGAAGUUGUUACUUCCCUGGUUGGAGUCCCGAAUUCAUGAAGGCUGUGAGGAGCCUGCCGCUCACAAUGCAUUGGCCAAAAUCUACAUCGAUAGCAACAACAGCCCUGAGCUCUUCUUGAGGGAGAACGUCUACUAUGACAGCAGCAUAGUGGGCCAGUACUGUGAGAAGCGGGACCCACAUCUGGCGUGUGUUACCUAUGAGCGGGGGAAGUGUGACCUUGAGCUCAUUAAGAUUUGCAAUGAGAACUCUCUGUUCAAAAGUGAGGCCCGCUACCUGGUACACAGGAAGGAUCCUGAGCUCUGGGCCUGUGUCCUUGAGGAGAUCAACCCAUCUAGGAGACAGCUGAUUGACCAGGUGGUGCAGACAUCAUUGUCAGAAACACAGGAUCCUGAAGAGGUCUCAGUCACUGUCAAGGCCUUUAUGAAAGCCAACCUGCCUAAUGAACUAAUUGAGCUGCUAGAGAAGAUUGUUCUGGAUAACUCUGCCUUCAGUGAGCACAGGAGAGGGAAUCUCCAAAAUCUGCUGAUCCUGACCGCCAUCAAGGCAGAUCACACAUGGGUCAUGGAGUACAUCAGUCGCCUGGACAACUAUGAUGCCCCUGACAUUGCAGGCAUCGCCAUCAGCAGUGCACUGUAUGAGGAGGCCUUUGCUAUCUUCCACAAGUUUGAUGUCAAUGCCUCAGCGAUCCAGGUCCUGAUGGAGCACAUUGGAAACCUAGACCAAGCGUAUGAGUUUGCUGAGAGAUGUAAUGAGCCUGCUGUGUGGAGUCAGCUGGCCCAAGCCCAACUCAAAAAGGACUUGGUGAAGGAAGCCAUCAACUCCUACAUCAGGGCAGAUGACCCUGUCUCUUACCUAGAGGUGGUUCAGGCAGCCAACAAGAGCAACAACUGGGAAGAUCUAGUGUAAUUCCUACAAAUGGCCCAGAAGAAGAACCAUGAGUCCUGUAUAGAAACUGAAUUUAUUUUUGCAUUGGCUAAAACUGCCCGUCUAUCUGAGCUAGAAGAUUGCAUUAAUGGCCCCAACAAUGCCAACAUCCAGCAGGUUGGAGACUGCUGUUAUGAAGAGGGCAUGUAUGAGGCUGCCAAGCUGCUGUAUAGCAGUGUUUCUAACUUUGCCCACCUGGCUUCCACCUUGGUCCACCUUGGUGAGUAUCAGGCAGCAAUGGACAGCAGCCACAAGGCCAACAGCACCUGGACCUGGAAGGAGGUAUCUUUUGCCUGCGUAGAUGGGCAGGAGUUCUGCCUUGCACAGCUGUGUGGCCUUCACAUUGUCAUUCAUGCAGAUGAGCUGGAGGAGCUGAUAAAUUAUUACCAGGAUCGUGGCUACUUUGAGGAGGUCAUCUCCCUCCUGGAGGCAGCCCUGGGCCUGGAACAGGCCCACAUGGGCAUGUUCAUGGAGCUGGUCAUCCUGUACUCCAAGUUCAAGCCGCAAAAGAUGCCAGAGCACCUGGAACUCUUCUGGUCUUGGGUCAACAUCCCAAAGGUUCAGAGGGCCGCAGAGCAGGUACACCUCUGGAUAGAGCUGGUGUUUCUCUAUGACAAACGUGAGGAGUACGAUAAUGCCAUCCUUACAAUGAUGAGUCACCCCACUGAGGCCUGGAAAGAAAAUCAGUUCAAAGAUAUCAUUGCCAAGGUGGCCAAUGUGGAGCUCUAUUACAAAGCCCUGCAGUUCUACUUGGAUUACAAGCCACUGCUCAUAAAUGACCUACUGCUGGUGCUGUCAUCUUGGCUAGACCACACCAGGACAGUCAGCUUCUUUUCAAAGCUGAGCCAGUUGCCUCUAGUGAAGCCUUACUUGCGGUCAGUCCAGAGCCACAACAAGAAGAGUGUGAAUGAGGCACUAAACCACCUGCUGACAGAGGAAGAAGAUUAUCAGGGCUUGAGGAGGGUAUCUGUUGAUGCCUAUGACAACUUCGACAACAUCAACCUGGCUCAGCAGCUGGAGAAGCACCAGCUGAUGGAAUUCAGGCGCAUUGCAGCCUAUCUGUAUAAAGGCAACAACCAGUGGACUCAGAGCGUGGAACUCUGCAAGAAGGACCAUCUCUACAAGGAUGCCAUGCAGCAUGCUGCAGAAUCACGUGAUCCUGAGCUUUCCAAGAAGUUACUCCAGUGGUUCCUGGAGAAAGGCAAACAUGAGUGCUUUGCAGCCUCUCUCUUCACCUACUAUGACCUGCUUCACCCAGAUGAGGUACUUGAGCUGGCCUGGAGACACAACCUCAUCGACUUUGCCAUGCCCUACUUCAUCCAGGUGAUGAGGGAGUACCUUAGCAAAGUUAACAAACUGGAUGCCUUAGAGAACCUUUGCAAGUAAGAGGAACAUGUUGGGGAUCCCACACUCCUCAUGUUUGGUAGGUGGCACCCUGAGGUGGGAAAGGCUAGAGAGAUUCACUCUCUGGCUGGUCUUCAGACAGAAAAAGGCUGGGUGUGGUGGCACAUGCCUGUGAUCCCAGUACUUGAGAGAUUGAGGCAGGAGGAUUGCUGAGAGUUCAAGGACAGCCUCGGUAACAUAGCGAGUUCAAGGUCAGCCUGAACUACACAGCAAGACUGGUUUAAAAAAAAAAGAUGGAGAUAGAGAUGGAAAUGGAUGGGUGGAGCAGAACCCCAGUGGCUCCCAGGUAUAGAGGUCAGUGUGUCCAGGAGCACAGGCAUCCCCAGCAUCCUCCAUGUUCUGAGAGCUUGUGCCUCCUGAUAGGGGUAGUUCCUGCCUGCCCUGCUUCUGUAUCUUGCCCUGACUGGCCCUGGGCAGCAUGGCUGUUGCUUGCUUUUGCUGGAAGGUCUUUGCACUUAAGAGCCUGCCUGGAAUGGCCUGCUGUGAAGCAGACUGGAGAGGCUGUUGAGUUCUGAGCACACACUGCAGGUCUAACACAGGCCUGAUGGGGUGGUAUGAGCAUGCAGCACAACUGGGCUUCAGUGUGUCCUACCCAGGGUUGGGCUACCCAUUUGCCAUUAAUGUCAGUCUGGUUUUUUUAGAUUUUUUUUUUUUUUUUUUGGUACCGGGGAUCGAACUCGGGUCUUUGCGCUUGCGUAGCAGGCGGCGAAACCACUGGGCUAAAUCCCCGGCCCUGGUUUUUUUAGAUUUUGAUGGGCAUGAAUGAGACUCAGCUGAUUGAGCUAAGUAAGUGUCCCAUUUGGGGACCAGCUUGUGCUCUGGCCAGCCCCACAGCAAUAUACCCACCCCACCCCCACCUUUCUCCCAGAUACCUACUCUCCCUGUGCCUCAGGCUGGUCCUAGCAACCCUGCUUCUUUGG